AUUGCGAGGAGAAUGGUUUUGCAGUGCUUCUGAAUAUCGCAAUAUUAGUUCGCCUAAUCGAAGCCGGUGAUGAUGCCUCGGUACAUGUGCAUGUGGAGUCCGCCCCAGGGCCCGAUAUGGGCAUGCGGUUACCGUUAUUCAAUUACUACAAAUCCGCUCCCGGCGGCUGGCCAAAUCCCCAAUUAGCAGCCGCCUUCGCCAAAUGGCACGGGGAUGAAUUUCACAGCCAAGGACCGGAUACGGUUGGGCAAAGCGGACAAAUGCCCGCCAGCGGCGAGCAGUUGACCCAUUCAAGCCAUUCGCAUGCCAACGAUAGAAGCUCCAUUAACGGCUACGAUUCCGCAGCAGGCCAAGAUGAGGAGGUACCAGUGGUAGUCGGAAAAAGGGUCGCCUAUUCCAAGCCGGCGCCGCGCCAUUACCAUGGGACAGAAGAAGAAAUCGAAACGAUACCGCGUUGGCUUCUACGCAAGAGAAGUUUGAAAAAGUAUGGACUGAGAAAGUACAUCGCUCCGUACACCAGUAUCGGCAUUCCCCGCGGUCUCGACCAUCAAGCUUCCUAUUUCGAUGAAGAUGCUGAGCCUGUAUACGUUCCUGUCGACCGCUUCAACCAGCCGUCCAUUCCGUUGCACUAUGCACUUGAAUAAUUUGAUUUUGGUUAUUAACGCUUUUGUGAGGUAGAGAAAAAAGAAAAUGUAACAGAUCCCUUGAAAACAAACUAAUCAGAAUAUGAUUUUUUUAUUUGGCAACAGCCAGCGCAGUAUUCUGUUACAGUAGGCAUUGAUGCAGCUUCGGGCAGUAGCAAAUUGUUCUUUAAUACGCAAUAGUCGGCAGAGUAAAAACAUUGCAAUCCAGAUGAUACAUGUGUAACUCUGCUGCGGCAAGUUUCU
Messenger RNA from Paramacrobiotus metropolitanus, 887 nucleotides. RefSeq lists its product as uncharacterized. The record is from RefSeq and is a predicted model, not a curated record. The transcript has 3 exons. Bases 117 to 644 code for a protein of 175 amino acids. Lineage: Eukaryota; Metazoa; Tardigrada; Eutardigrada; Parachela; Macrobiotidae.